GUCCUCGCUCCUUGACUCCUCGGAUUACCUGGCCUUCCGCUGUUCUCUCCUCGAUGUGGAAUCCGUUCCGCCGUCCGCCGGCGCCGCCGGCGUUUGGUCAAGGGGAGGUCAUCCCAGAGAGUCGAGCGUCGCCUCUUUCAAGGCUGUUCUUCUCGUGGUUGGAUCCCUUCCUCUCCGUUGGAUUUUCUAGGCCGUUAGAGAAAGACGACUUUUGGUCCUUGCCCGAGCAUCGUCUAACGCAUCCUCUCACUCAGCGUGUAGAGAAGGCGUUUUAUAGCCGUUGCCCUCCAGAAUCUAGACCACCUUUCCUCUUUGAAGACGGCGAGAAGCUCUCUUCUACACGCACCCGCGAAGUGCCAGACGAUGAUGUUUCUCGCGUCUCGUCCAAGGAUUCCAAGAAACCGCGGAAGGAAGAGACCAAGGAAGAUGUCGAAGCCAUAGCUGGCAGUGACUCCGAGAAACCACAUGCGGAGACGAAACCUAACACGGGCAAAGGGAAGGAGCCCGAGUACGAUUCAUCCUUGCUCAAGGCUCUCCACAGCGUUUUCUGGGUUCAGUUCUGGUUGUCUGGCCUACUGAAGCUUGUAUCUGACACGCUCAACACGACCACGCCCCUCGUCAAUCAGGUCCUUCUGACCUGGCUGACUAACUCUUACAUCUACUUCCGUGCAAGUGAGGAGGAGCGCGCUGCGCUUGGCCUACAGAAGCCUCAGGGCAUCGGCUACGGUAUCGGCCUCGCCUUCGCCGUUUUUGCUAUGCAAGAGGUAUCUAGCCUGACGGGGAACCACUACUACAUCACGGCCAUGACAAACGGCCUGUCAAUGCGUACAAGUCUGAUCGGGGCGAUCUUCCGCAAGUCGCUGCGACUGAGCGGUCGUGCGCGGCUUGAUCACAGCGUGGGCAAGAUUACAACGAUGAUAUCCGCCGAUACUGUCAGGCUGGAGCGCAACACAUACACUGUCCACAACUUGUGGGUUGCGCCCGUCCAGAUCGCCCUCGGGAUAGGUCUCCUCAUCCGUAACUUGGGAGUGUACGCUUUGGUUGGGUUGGCGGUCCUCCUGAUGGGCGGCCCCAUCGAGUUCAUGCUCGCCAAGGUCAUGUUCACGCAGCGCAAGAAGGGCGUGGUCCUUACGGAUCAGCGAGUGCGCAUGACAAGCGAGGUACUGUCGGGCAUCCGGCUUAUCAAGUACUACGCCUGGGAGACCUUCUACGCCCACCAAGUGAGCAGCCUUCGGGAACGCGAAGUCCGCACGAUCCGCCGUCUGGCAACCGCGCGAGCGCUGCUCAUCGGAAACGUCACCGUCAUCCCCAUCCUUGCCACCGUCUUAUCCAUCGUUACCUACGCGCUUACGAAACACUCUCUCAACGUUGCCAUCAUCUUCAGCUCCGUCCAGUACUUCGGUAUCAUCCGCAUGCCGCUCGUCUUUCUCCCCAUCGUGCUCGCCUCCGCGACAGACGCGCUCGUCGCGCUCCGCCGCAUCGGCACGUUCUUGCGCGCGGAGGAGCUCGCGGUGCCGUACGAGAUCGACGCGAACGCCGAGGCCGCGAUCGACCUCGAUGGCGACUUUACGUGGGAGACGGUGCGCAAGGACGCGAACGCCGUCAACCUCGCCGCGAAGUUCGACAGGGACAAAAAGGGCAGGGGCCGCAGGGAGAAGGGCGCGGGGAAGAAGGGAGGGAAGAAGGGGAAUGAGUCGCUCUUGCCCACUGCUGCGAACACUCCGGCGGGAGCUUCUGGCCCUGUGCGCUCUGCGGAGGGUGGCAGCGAAGGGAAGGACAAGGAGAAGGAGGACAAGCCGUUUGAGUUGAAGGACGUCAAUCUGAAGAUCCCCAGAGGGUCAUUCGUGGCUAUCGUCGGCCGGGUCGGCUCUGGCAAGAGCUCCUUGCUUCAAGCGCUUAUCGGGGAGAUGAGGAAGACGCGCGGACAGUGCACCUUCUCGUCCACCGCCGCGUACGUGCCGCAGAACGCCUGGAUUAUGAACGCGACGCUCCGAGAGAACGUCCUGUUCGGCCAGCCCGAAGACGAGGCGCGCUUUCGCGAGAUCGUCCAAGCAUGCUGCCUCGAGCCUGACCUCGAGAUGCUUCCUAACGGCGAGGAUACCGAGAUCGGCGAGAAGGGCAUCAACUUGUCAGGCGGGCAAAAGGCUCGCGUAUCCCUCGCGCGUGCUGCGUACUCGGGCGCGGACAUCGUGCUCAUGGACGACUCGCUCAGCGCAGUGGACUCGCACGUUGGGAAGAGGCUGCUCGACAACUGUUUGCUCCGCGGUCCGCUCGCAGACAAGACGCGUGUGCUGGUGACUCAUGCGUUACAUGUGCUGGACAAGACGGAUUACAUUUAUGUUAUGGAUGAGGGCGUCAUUGUUGAAGAGGGAUCGUACGCUGAGCUGAUGAAGCGAGGCGACAUGUUCGCGCGACUCAUGGAGGAGUACGGCAGCCAGGAGGAGGAUAAGAGAGAUGACGCUACUGCGAGCAAGAAGGCCGACGAUGUCGCAGCUCCUGCCGAAGCCAAGAAGGCUACCCAGAAGCUCAUGCAGGAAGAAGAGCGUCUUACAGGAGCUGUCACCUGGUCUGUAUACUCGAAGUACAUCAAGUAUGCAGGUGGUUGGCCCGUCCUUCCGCUCUUCCUUCUGGCCGUGCUUGCGCAGUGUGCUCAAGUGGCAAAUACGCUGUUCCUUGGCUUCUGGACGUCGUCAAGUAUCCCCGGCUUCAGCCAGGGCGACUACAUGGGCACUUAUGCCGCAUUGGGUGUCAGCAGCGGCUUGUUCGCUUUUGCUCUCAGUUGGAAUAUGAGUAUGUUGAGCUUGACGGCCGGGCUGAGAAUGUUCAAGAAAGCCUUCUUGGGUGUCCUGCGGUCUCCGGUCUCAUUUUUCGAUACCACACCGUUAGGCCGCAUCAUGUCUCGGCUGUCGAAGGACCAGGACGUCAUUGACACCGAGUUGGCCCUGAUCGCUUUUCAAGUGCUAACCACUGCCAGCUCUGUCCUUGGUACGGCAGCUCUUGUGUUCUAUACGUUUCCAUAUCUUGGCAUCAUCUUUGCGCCCAUGAUCAUCUUGUACUACAUCGCAGCCAACUACUAUCGCCGUACUUCGGUGGAGGUGAAGCGUUUAGAUUCCAACCUCCGCUCCAUUCUCUAUGCAUCGUAUUCUGAAACCCUCACUGGUCUGAGCACUGUCCGUGCGUAUCGCUCACAAGACCGUUUCGUGCGGAACGCGGAGCAGGGCCAGGAUGUGGAGAACAGAGCAUACUACAUGACAAUUGCGAUCCAGCGGUGGCUGGGAGUCCGUCUCGACAUCCUGGGGAACAUCCUCAUACUGGGAAUCUGUCUAUUCGCUGCUGGUUUUAGGCACACCGUCGAUCCCAGCAAGAUCGGUGUAGUGCUGACAUACACCCUGACCAUCACUCAAUCGUUCUCAACGCUGGUGACCAACUACGCGCAGAACGAACAGAACUUCAACGCCGUUGAGCGUAUUCUUUAUUACUCUGAGCUCCCCAGUGAAGGCGCGUCCACCACUCCUAAUGAUCCCCCGCCGUCGUGGCCCGAGAGCGGUGCGAUCGAGUUCAAGGAUGUCGAGAUGUCGUACCGCCCAGGAUUGCCUCCGGUGCUCAAAGGUGUCAGCUUCCAGAUCAACCCUAGCGAGAAGAUUGGCAUCGUGGGUAGGACCGGAGCCGGGAAGAGUUCUCUCCUCCAGGCGCUCUUCCGGGUCGUGAACCUUGAUUCCGGCACCAUCGAGAUCGACGGCAGGAACAUCGCUGAGAUGGGCCUGCAGCCGCUUCGAGAACGCUUGGCUCUGGUGCCCCAGGACAGCCUUCUGUUCAGGGGCACCGUGCGAGAGAACCUGGACCCUCUCAACACCAGGACCGACGCGGAAAUACUGGAUGCCCUCAGGCGUGCCUGGUUACUUCCCAAAGACGGACCUAUCGAUCCUGUCGCAGAAGCGAAGUUCAGUCUGAACUCCCAAGUCAACGACGAAGGCUCAAACUACAGUGCGGGAGAGAAGCAGCUGCUCGCGCUUUGCCGUGCCCUAGUCAAGAACAGUCGUAUCAUUGUCUUAGACGAGGCGACAAGCAGUGUGGACGUCGAGACGGACGCGAAGGUCCAGCGGACCAUCCAGAGCGAGUUCACAUCCUCGACUCUGCUGUGCAUCGCUCACCGUCUGAACACUAUCGUCUACUACGACCGCAUCCUCGUCAUGGACCAGGGCAAGGUCGCCGAGUUCGACUCGCCUCUGAACCUGUACGACAGGGAGGGCUCGAUCUUCCGCUCGCUCUGCGACGAGGCGAACCUGUCGAGGCAGGACAUUGUCAGGAUCCGCUCCAGCGUCCAGGGACAGAUUUCCGUGCCAGCCUCUACUGCCGCAUCAGUCGCGCACCAGUCAACGGACUAGACAUACGCUGCAUAGAUCACAUACACACACACAUACUUACUGUUUGCCAUUCAAGCUCUUCCCAACUCAGCGAUCGCUUUCGUUACGGUACCGGAAUUGGACCCUCACGACAUACGCUAUCUUGGUUCAGGCGACCCGCCCUCGCGAACUCUCCGAUAGCACGCAAUCCAACGAACCCCACUCAUGACAGAACUCC
Messenger RNA from Dichomitus squalens LYAD-421 SS1, 4581 nucleotides. RefSeq names its product multidrug resistance-associated ABC transporter. The record is from RefSeq and is a predicted model, not a curated record. The coding region runs from base 54 to 4385 and encodes 1443 amino acids. Gene Ontology annotation, cellular component: membrane. Gene Ontology annotation, molecular function: ATP hydrolysis activity; ABC-type transporter activity; ATP binding. Lineage: Eukaryota; Fungi; Basidiomycota; Agaricomycetes; Polyporales; Polyporaceae. The transcript has 31 exons. Gene Ontology annotation, biological process: transmembrane transport.